This is a messenger RNA of Mercurialis annua (annual mercury), 496 nucleotides long. RefSeq names its product inhibitor of trypsin and hageman factor-like. Gene Ontology annotation, biological process: response to wounding. NCBI's taxonomy places the organism in Eukaryota, Viridiplantae, Streptophyta, Magnoliopsida, Malpighiales, Euphorbiaceae. The record is from RefSeq and is a predicted model, not a curated record. Gene Ontology annotation, molecular function: serine-type endopeptidase inhibitor activity. The transcript has 2 exons. The coding region runs from base 136 to 354 and encodes 72 amino acids.
UCAUACACAAAUCCAUUUAAUCAAUUUUACAAAAUUAGUUUAAAUCAAAUCCCUCUCUAUAUAUAUUCAAUAUUUUCCUCUCUACUCUCACAAACACAAAUUCAAAAUCUCGCCUAAGAAAUUAAAUCUAUAUCAAUGGCAGACAUUUGCACUGAUCCCGGAAAAAGCUCAUGGCCGGAGCUGGUGGGGAUGAACGGAAAAGUGGCGGCCGAAAUAAUCGGAAGAGAAAAUACAAGCGUUGGUGUUGUGAUAGUGAAGGAAGGGAUGGCGGUGACGAUGGAUUUCCGAUGUGAUAGGGUUCGAGUUUGGGUUGACAAACAUGGAAUUGUCAAGGACACUCCUCAUAUUGGUUAAUCAUUUGUUUUUACCAUAAACUUUGUUCUUAAUUAAUAAUGUAUCAUAAUAAAUAAAUAAAAAUAUGGUAUAGCGGUUGUUAUAAUUAAAUAAAAUGAAAAUAUUUGUACUUGCCAAUAAAUAAAAGUGCUUUGUUAUUUUA